CCGUGCCGCGCCGCCUCGUCCGCCGCCGACCCCGGCCCCUCCCGUCCCGCCGCGAGCCCCCGGCCUCGCCCCGCGCCGCCAUGCCCAGCAGCGAGGCGGUGCCGCUGGGGCUGGGCGCCUGCCGCAGGUCGGGGGCGCUGGCUGGGAUGCUGGCGCUCGUGGCGCGGGUGCUGGAGUGGCUGCGCUCGCUGUUCUGGAAGGAGGAGAUGGAGCUCACGCUGGUGGGGCUGCAGUACUCGGGGAAGACCACGCUGCUCACCGUGUUGGCGUCAGGGCAGUUCACAGAAGAUAUGAUUCCUACAGUAGGCUUCAAUAUGAGGAAAAUAACAAAAGGAAACGUUACCAUAAAGGUAUGGGACAUUGGAGGGCAGCCAAGAUUUCGAAGCAUGUGGGAGCGUUAUUGCAGGGGAGUCAAUGCAGUUGUUUACAUGGUGGAUGCAGCAGACUUGGAAAAGGUAGAAGCUUCAAAGAAUGAGCUGCACAGUUUGAUAGAUAAACCGCAAUUGCAUGGAAUUCCAGUGUUAGUCCUUGGAAAUAAAAGAGAUCUCCCAGGUGCACUGGAUGAAAAGCAGUUAAUUGAGAAAUUAAACCUUUCAGCUAUUCAAGACAGAGAAAUCUGUUGCUAUUCUAUUUCCUGUAAAGAGAAGGAUAACAUCGACAUAACGUUGCAGUGGCUUAUUCAGCACUCCAAAUCAAGACACUGUUGAAGAAAACAUGCUGAAGAUAACUCUUCUUUCCCAGUCACUUUGACUCCUAUCAGCUAUAUACAACUGAAAAGAUAAAAGAAUGCACCUGCAUACUACCAGGACUCACUUUGAUCAUAUUUGUUAAUGGAAAUAAAACUAAACUAUAGCUUGUCUCUCCAUUUUGGUUCUGUUUUUUUUUUUUUUUUUUAAUCCACAUAUUUGUUUGCCUAGAUGAAAAUCCUGAACGCCUUAAUUCAAGAUGGAAAGAGAUCAGUGCUUUUGGGGGCUGAGAUGUUUAUGCAUGUGAAUUGUCAAAUAGUGUUUUUUGUUUGGUUGGUUUUUUUCUAAUUUUAAACUGAAUAAACUGCACAGUGGAAACAGA
Messenger RNA from Gallus gallus (chicken), 1068 nucleotides. RefSeq names its product ADP-ribosylation factor-like 8B-like (gene ARL8BL). The record is from RefSeq and is a predicted model, not a curated record. Gene Ontology annotation, biological process: protein transport; anterograde axonal transport. The coding region runs from base 81 to 707 and encodes 208 amino acids. Gene Ontology annotation, molecular function: GTP binding; GTPase activity. Gene Ontology annotation, cellular component: lysosomal membrane. The transcript has 7 exons. NCBI's taxonomy places the organism in Eukaryota, Metazoa, Chordata, Aves, Galliformes, Phasianidae.